Zingiber officinale is the source of this 1026-nucleotide messenger RNA. RefSeq names its product ethylene-responsive transcription factor ERF039-like. The record is from RefSeq and is a predicted model, not a curated record. Gene Ontology annotation, biological process: regulation of DNA-templated transcription. Gene Ontology annotation, molecular function: DNA binding; DNA-binding transcription factor activity. The transcript has a single exon. Lineage: Eukaryota; Viridiplantae; Streptophyta; Magnoliopsida; Zingiberales; Zingiberaceae. The coding region runs from base 189 to 854 and encodes 221 amino acids.
UGCUUCUUCUUCGGUUUGGGCUUCUCUCUAUAAGAAGCAAGUGCUUGGUUUGACGAACUGCUGAGCGAUUUGCUAAAUGGGGACGUCGGUGCUUCAUCGUUUCGACGGCGUCGGCAUCAUCCGACCACGCUGCCUUGUUAUGCCCUUCUAGUGCUCGCCGAGCGGCCUAGAGAAUAUUCCGACCGCCAAUGUCGCAUCCUUUCAACUCGUCGGAGGCCGAGAACAGCGCCAAUUCCGCGUGCUCGCUCACCUCCUCCUCUUCCUCCUCCUCCUCCUCCUCGAAGGCGAAGACGCAGGCUGCGAAGAGGCCGGAGGCGCCGGCGGGCGGCCGGUCGUCGUACCGCGGCGUGCGGAUGCGGAGCUGGGGCAAGUGGGUGUCGGAGAUCCGCGAGCCCCGCAAGAAGUCGCGCAUCUGGCUCGGCACCUUCCCGACGCCGGAGAUGGCGGCGCGCGCCCACGACGCGGCCGCGCUCGCCGUCAAGGGCGCCGCGGCCGCCGUGCUCAACUUCCCCGAGCUCGCCGCCCGCCUCCCCCGCUCGGCCUCCCUCUGCCCCCGCGACGUCCAGGCUGCCGCCGCCGAGGCCGCCGCCAUGGAGCCCUCCGCUGCGGCCGCCGCGCCGGCGCCCCCCGCCUCCGACGAGGACGACGAGCUCGCGGAGAUCGUUGAGCUACCGAGUCUCGACGACGGGUGGAAUCUCGACGAGCUCCUCGUGUACGAGCACACCACCGCGCUGGGCUCGCCGACGUCCCAGAGCCCAUGGUUCGAGUUCUACGACUCGAUGUCGUCGUCGGAAUGGCCGGAAUCCUUCGAUCCGACGAGCUUCGGUGGCCGUAUAUGGGACAAUGCAGAUUGAACAACAGGGCCAAGAAUCAAAUCUCCCUGUUCUCCCUUCUCUAUCCAUCUCUGUCUAUUGAUCUUCGUUGCUGUUAAAUGGUUUGCUUCGAUUGCCAUCAAUAUCUGGAUCUUUUGGUUUUGUAAAUUUUAUCCUUUUUUUAUUCAAAAAAUAAAAAUAAAAAAAUCCUAAA